Molecule: messenger RNA, 1733 nt
Organism: Trifolium pratense (red clover)
Lineage: Eukaryota; Viridiplantae; Streptophyta; Magnoliopsida; Fabales; Fabaceae
Product: replication protein A 70 kDa DNA-binding subunit C-like
Exons: 3
Coding region: 107-784 (225 amino acids)
Biological process (GO): DNA replication
Cellular component (GO): nucleus
Molecular function (GO): DNA binding
Source: RefSeq, a predicted model, not a curated record
UUUUAAUUUAAAUUCAAAUUCAAAUUCAAAUUCAAAUUCUGAGUCUCAAACAACAAAAUCUGAAUCGAUCAAACAAAGCUAGGGUUUCUUAAUUGGGGCGAAAGUGAUGCUGACGGAAGGAGGGAUAUUGGGAAUUUGCAGUGACGAUGGUGAAAGGCUUAAUCAGGUGGUACUGCAAGUUAUCGACGUGAAGCCGUUGCAGACACCGCCGUUAGCCGGCACUGUCGACGGGUACCGUGGCCUUACUUUCUCUGACGGUUCCCAUUGUAUCGUUGGAUUUAUCACCAAGAAACUGGAAGAAUUGGUUCAAUAUGGAAAAUUGAAGAUAGGUUCCAUUGUUGCGCUUACUCACUACUUUUUCAGCCAAUUCAAGAACCGAAAGGUUCUUAUCAUCAUGGAGCUAGAGAUCGCAAGCUUCAAAUGUGAUUAUGUGAUUGGAAAACCUGUUCCACUACACAACUUAGGUGAGAUUCUGCCAGAGGGGAAUGUACCAUUGUCUUAUGCUGACGAGGACCUCCCCAAUCGUUCCCAGGCUAAGGAGAAGAGGAAAAAGAGGACAGCCAAAGAAUCUAUCCCAAGAUUGAAACUUGCUUUGACGAAGAAAGCUGAGUUGGAAAAGGUAGUCAGUGAGCUUUGCACUGCACAGUAUAAACUCGGUUUCAAAAAUGCUCAAGCUCAAGCGGUCUUGCUAAGCUCUGUAGGCGACGACCUUUCUGCUAUGAACAUGCUCAAAGUGGUGAAGAAUGGUGAGAUUGUUAGUGAUGAUGAGGAGGAAGAAGAAUAAGAAGAGGGAGAACCGUCUCAUGCUGGUGCACAGUCCAACUACGGGAAAUCAAAGGCAAACAUAAUGUUCCCAAGUUUGAGGUUGAACGACGUAUGAACACCUCUAGUUAGCAUGUGUAAUUAGUUUUGAAACCGACUUUGAAUUUCUUUUGGUUUUAUUGGCAUAACGUUGCCCCUAGUUCUGGAUAAUACGUGAUAUUUUGUUCGGCCUUGCAUUUGAUGAAUAUUGAUACAUAUUUCGGCUAAGUUUGUGCCACAUGCAUGUGUGCAUGUUUAAAAUAUUACGAUUUGUUAAGCCAUAUAUGAAUUUAGAAAUGGAGACCUUCAAUCUUUUCAAAUGCUCUUCUAAUUCUGAUAUGAAAGGAUGAGGUGCACAGAAGGCAACCUAUUGCAGCCAGUAUGCAGAGACCUCUUUGUCAUUUUCUCUUACUAGAACACGAGAGGGUUAAAGGUUGGGUGAUAAAAUGUAGAGUUUCUUUAAAGUGGAGACUACGUUUCAGUGGUUUAGUCCACCUUCACAUAUAGCACACAAGCGAAUAAUGGAGACAAGAAAAAUAUUUGUCUGCCCUCAAGAAAUGAAAACUAGAGACUAUGUUUCAGUGGUUUAAUCUACCUUAUAUUUCUUUGAUUAUCAGCUUCCUAGUUAUUAUCUGCCAAAGGCGACAAUGAUUCCAAUGCAUUCUGCGUCCGUCUCAUCACUGAAUUUUUAACUUGGCAGCACAUGGAUAAAUUAAACGCCUAAAAAAACUCAAGCCUUCUUCCAAGUCUUGAAUAAGCAGCUGCAGUUUCUCCAACUGGUUUUUGUGGCCUUAUCAUGUUUUCAAAUUUGUUUGAUUGCAAUGCUUCAUCAAGUUGGGCAAAUUCAAAUUCAUUUACCAAUUUGUUUGGUCUGCAUUAGCUUGGAAAUCAAAAUCCAGCUGGUACUUGACUUUGAUUCUGUUGUCCCUGAG